GGCAGAAACUGAUAAGCCUGGGAAAAUUUUUAUAGGAGGCCUCAACAUAGCGACAAGACAAAAGACUCUUCAAGUAAUAUUUGGGAGAUUUGGACCAGUUGCACAUGCUAUUUUGAUGAGAGAUCGUGAAACUAAGAAGUCUAGAGGCUUUGGUUUUGUUACUUUUCAAAGCCCUGAAGAUGCUAAGAAUGCUGUCGAAGAAAUGAAUGGAGUGUCUUUGGAUGGAAAAAGAAUUAAAGUAGAGCAAGCCAGGAGACCAUCAUCACUUGAAAGUAGUAACAAGCGGAGACCACCAUCCUUUUCAAGAACCAGAGGUGCUUCAAGAAUUCUGAAAUGUGGAAGAGGGAGAAGUAGCAGACCAAGAAGUCGUCCUUCACGUGAGGAAAAUUUGGAUGGUGUUAGGUAUACUCCUAAUUUCAACAUGAGCUCUUCUGGGAGACACUUUGCAGGUAAAAGAAGUACAUCUUCAAAAAGGGAUGGUCCUCCUUCUAAAAGAUCUGCAAGUUCUGCUCUGACAAGAAGCAAUGUUGGACAGAGAGGACGAGAACCACAUAGAAGAGAGAUUUCUAGAAAUAUGCCAAGAAGAGAGCCAGUGUCUUCCAGAAGAGAUGAGUAUCCAUUACCAAGGGAUGAUGGCCAGUCUUCUAAUGAUAGGAGAUAUGCAUCAACAUCUAGAGGAUAUCGUGACUAUGGCAAUUACAACUCUCGGGAUGAACAUGCAUCUAAAGUCUUCAGUGAUCAUGCUGGCUAUCGUGGGGGACGUGAUAGAGAUUUCUCUGAAUAUUUAAGUGGAAGUUCAUACAGAGAUACAUAUGGAAGUUAUGGAAGCUUCCAUGAGGCACCAUCUGCAAGAGGGACUUACAGUGGAAACAGCCGCUAUGAUGACUAUAGUAGCUCACGAGAUGGAUAUGGUGGAAGACGAGAAACAUACUCAAGCAGCCAAAGUGACAGAUAUUCAAGUGGCUAUGAACGUAGUGGUAGACAAGAAGUGUUUUCACCUAUUGAUAGAGAAUAUUCUGAGCAUGGGGGCAGACAAGAAAGAGGGCAUUCACCAAUGGAUAGGCUGUAUAGUGCAUCUUGUGAAUCAUACAGUAGUAGUUCAAGGUUUGGAGGAUAUCAUGGAGGUCAUGGGAAAAGCAGAUACGAAAGUGGAGGCAGGUACUAAAAUAAAAGUUGUAAGUCAUGUACCAAACAUCAUUUCUAAGAAGAAAAAUGAGAUGUUAUUCCUGUGUUCUCUGAAUGUUAAAAUAAAUAGGUUGACUUAGGAGAUAAGGCAUAUAUUAAGUUUUACUGUAUUGUCUGAAUACUGAAAUACAUUGGUUUGGGGGAAAGUGAAAUAAUAACUAACUUUCCAUCCAUGAAUUCUUCUAGAACGUAAAACAAGAAAGCUUUAACUGUUGAAAAAUAAUUCUUUGUUAAGUAAGACUUGUUAAUGUUAAAGUAGAAUUUAACAGUAGAGAUUAAGUAUCUGCAUUGUCAAAAAAAAAAAAAGUCUGUCGAUAAAAAUUUAAA
Molecule: messenger RNA, 1512 nt
Organism: Arvicanthis niloticus (Nile rat)
Lineage: Eukaryota; Metazoa; Chordata; Mammalia; Rodentia; Muridae
Source: RefSeq, a predicted model, not a curated record